GUCUAUCAGUGCCCGGAAUCACAUCAACAACAGUUAACAGUCCUAAUAGAUCGAAAUCGGUGUUUGAAGAACAAAAUCAACGAAAUGAGGUCGUUAGUUUUUGCGUUGCUUAUUGCGGUAUUACAGGUCGGAUCUAUUGCCAGAGCAGACAACCCAUGUCAAGGAAUCCUUAGUGGCAUUCUGGUUAGUCCGGGAGUGUGCUACGAGUUCAUUGUGUGUUAUUUGGAAGAAGCUGAGAUCGUGACAUGCCCGGAAGGAACGAUUUUCUCCAAGGAGCUGGUGACAUGUGUUCCAGGAAAUCAGCAAACUUGCAGAGAAGGUCUUCCUGAGGAGCCGGAAGAAGGAAACCCGUGUAGAGGAGUUGUGUUGAGUAGAUUUCCGCAUCCGGAGAGUUGUACCAAAUUCUACAGCUGCUUGCUGGGACGAUUGAGAGAACAUACAUGCCGGGAUGGGUUCGUGUUCUCGCAGAGAUUCUUCAUCUGCUUGCCGGGAAAUCCUGACUCAUGUAAUGUGCAAAUUUUACCUACGACUACAACUCCAGCCCCAGGAAGUAUCAAGCCAGUUCCAGCUGACUAUUGUUUGAUUAAUAGCCAGCCUUUCGGAAGGCUGCCUCAUCCCCAGCUUUGUACCAAGUUUGUCAGUUGCCAGUUAUGGAUCCCGACAGUACAGGAAUGCCCUAGCUGGACGGUUUACAGCGAGAGACUACGUAUCUGCAUUCCUGGCAAUCCGAACACCUGCGCUACUUUGAUUGAUCCUGAGGGUCCAACAACCACCACUCUGGCACCAAUAACCGACGAAAUAUGCGAGGGUAAAUUGGUGGGCCUUCUGCCUCAUCCGCACUAUUGCUACAUGUACAUCAGCUGUCUGUUGGGAGUUGCUACGGAACGAGAAUGCCCCAGGCUCCAUGUGUUUUCCGAGCAAAAUUCGAUGUGCCGACUGGGAAAUCGUGAAACUUGUACAGUUCUUGGACAGAGCUGAACAUGCGGGGCAAAUUCAAUAGAAUAGUAAUUUUAUAUUAACUGUGAUGAAGUACUUAAGAAUUAGAAUAAUGCAAUCGAAUAAAAGUAUUGAUAUAUUUUAAACAA
Messenger RNA from Aedes aegypti (yellow fever mosquito), 1085 nucleotides. RefSeq lists its product as uncharacterized. Bases 85 to 978 code for a protein of 297 amino acids. The transcript has a single exon. The record is from RefSeq and is a predicted model, not a curated record. Gene Ontology annotation, molecular function: chitin binding. Gene Ontology annotation, cellular component: extracellular region. NCBI's taxonomy places the organism in Eukaryota, Metazoa, Arthropoda, Insecta, Diptera, Culicidae.